GUUUAUUGUUACAACUUAGUUUCCCGCAUAUUUUAUAUUGUCGGUAACAGUUAAAAAUAAAUUGUGUGUUGUUUCUGUCCUAUUAUUUUAAUACAAAAUGUCGAGUACUUCCCAAAAGCAUAGAAACUUUGUGGCUGAACCGAUGGGAGAAAAGCCUGUAACAGACUUAGCCGGUGUUGGUGAAGUAUUGGGAAAGAGGCUUGAAACUGCUGGAUUUGAUAAGGCUUAUGUUGUGCUGGGUCAGUUUUUAGUCUUAAAGAAAGACAAAGAAUUAUUUCAAGAAUGGAUGAAAGAAACAUGUAGUGCCAACUCAAAACAGUCCUCUGAUUGUUAUGAGUGUUUAAAAGAUUGGUGUGAUGAAUUUUUGUAAAUUCUUGACUUUUACAUUGUUAUAUAAUAAGUACCAACCACAAAGAUUAAAUUAUAUAGACAGACUUCAUAUAUUUUGUAGUAUAAGUAAAGGUGUUUGUUAGCAAAAUAUUAAAAGUAUAUAAGUUCAUUAAUGACACACUGAAAAUCCAUUUCAGCACCUUUUCUGCUGAUAGCUAAUUUUUUUAUAAAAGAUCUAUUCAUAUAUUUCAAUAUAACAUUACUUUUACCAGUAAAUGGCACAAAUUGUAAUAUUUAAAAUUACCAUAAAGGGUUUAUUACCAUAGAAAACAUAAAAUGUAUGGAUGAAAUCCUGUCACUGGGAUUAUGUUGAUGACUUAUGUAGAUUAACUUUUCAGUUUGCAAUUAAGUAUCUAGAUGUAUAACAAUAAAGCCCUCUAUUGAGUGUUAUACUCGCUGCCUUAUUGGAACAACCAAAUGUAGAAGCUGCCUAUGUAUGUAUUCAAGACUAAACAUAUUUUUGUAUAUAUGGUAACUAUAAAUAGAUCUAAGAAUGUCAAUUUUCAUAUCUCGAUUUAUAUUUGUUAAUAAAUAAAAAAUAAUCUCACUAAUUAAAA
This is a messenger RNA of Papilio polytes (common Mormon), 947 nucleotides long. It is a transcript of the gene baf, whose product is annotated as barrier-to-autointegration factor. The record is from RefSeq and is a predicted model, not a curated record. Lineage: Eukaryota; Metazoa; Arthropoda; Insecta; Lepidoptera; Papilionidae. Gene Ontology annotation, molecular function: DNA binding. Bases 98 to 370 code for a protein of 90 amino acids. The transcript is spliced from 2 exons.